CUCAGCUGACCGGGCCGGGGCCCUCCAGCUUGGCGUUCGACCUCAGCCGCUUCACGCCCAGUACUGCUCAGGACACGCUCAGCCGUCGCGCGCCGCCGCGCCGCGCCAGCUGCCCCAUCUGCGGCAGAUGGUUUCAGAAGGGCUCCCACCUACGCGAACACGUGGCCAGCAUCCACUACCCGGUGCCGUCGAGCUGUGAGCUUUGCGGCAAGCUGCUGCGCUCCAAGGCGUCGCUGCGCACACAUCGCAUCAAGUACCACCGGCGUGGCGAGCAGUUGGCGGCCGAGAAGGCCGAGCGGCCACGGUCGCGCGGCGUCCUGCCUGCUGCCGACGGCCUGCUGUAGCCCGGGCGUCGGGCCGGGCGCGCCGGCCAGCCCCUCCCCCAAUACUCGCGCGCUCGGUCGGCCGGGCGGCUGGGCCCCGCGGCGGACGUGCGCACGUGGCGGCCGUGUGGGCCGCCUGUCUCAGGGUUCGGACUGGACGCGUCGCACCGCCGCCGGCCCGCCUGGGCGGGGUGCGGCCGGGCGUGGCGCGCGGGCGGCGGCCGCGGCUCGCUCCCCCCGCCGCCGGCGCCGGCGGGGCCGGCUCUCGGGAAUCUCAUGCGGUGCAGUAUUGUGAGUGCCAAUCUGUUGAGAUAUACUCGGUAGUCUAGCGCGCGGUGAGGGAUGCGAUGUGUUCAUCGGUGGUAUUUUGUAAGUGGUUUUGUACGGAGGCUCAGGCCGAAAGCGCUGUGAAACGUGUGAGAUUUUCUCAUGCCGACUGUACUUGCCCGGAUAAAAUGACAUUCCACGAUAUUAUUUUGCUAGGUUGUGGCACGGAUCCAAUAUAGGCACUUGUCCGUAA
Messenger RNA from Pollicipes pollicipes, 843 nucleotides. RefSeq names its product protein bric-a-brac 1. The record is from RefSeq and is a predicted model, not a curated record. Gene Ontology annotation, biological process: regulation of transcription by RNA polymerase II. Gene Ontology annotation, molecular function: protein binding. Lineage: Eukaryota; Metazoa; Arthropoda; Thecostraca; Pollicipedomorpha; Pollicipedidae. Gene Ontology annotation, cellular component: nucleus.